Spizellomyces punctatus DAOM BR117 is the source of this 996-nucleotide messenger RNA. RefSeq lists its product as uncharacterized. Gene Ontology annotation, molecular function: enoyl-CoA hydratase activity. Gene Ontology annotation, biological process: fatty acid beta-oxidation. Gene Ontology annotation, cellular component: mitochondrion. Lineage: Eukaryota; Fungi; Chytridiomycota; Chytridiomycetes; Spizellomycetales; Spizellomycetaceae. The transcript has 7 exons. The coding region runs from base 43 to 918 and encodes 291 amino acids. The record is from RefSeq and is a predicted model, not a curated record.
ACUCUUUCCAACGGUUCGUCGUGUUGGUUUCGUUUGUCGUUGAUGAUGCUUCCUGCCAUUGUUCGUCCCAUGUUCUCGCGGCCCCUUGCAAAGGGUAUCCGUCCAACUCGCGCAUUCUCCUCCACGUCGGUUGCAUUCAGUCAAACCAACUAUGAAUUCAUCCUGACAGAGACAAAGGGCCGUGUUGGAAUUGUCACUCUCAACCGCCGAAAGGCCUUGAACGCUCUCUCCACGCCGCUCAUGACCGAAUUGAACGCGGCUUUGAAAGUCUUUGACAAGGACGAAAACAUUGGUGCCAUGGUCAUCACGGGCAGUGAAAAGGCAUUUGCUGCGGGUGCGGAUAUCAAGGAAAUGAGCAAAUUGAACUUUGUGGACAACUUUAAAAACAACUUUAUUGAAGACUGGACUGGUGUCACAAAGAUCCGCAAGCCCAUUAUUGCGGCUGUCAAUGGAUUUGCUUUGGGUGGUGGAUGCGAGCUGGCCAUGAUGUGCGACAUUAUCUACGCUGGCGAAGGAGCGACAUUUGGCCAACCUGAAAUCAAGCUCGGUAUUAUUCCCGGUGCCGGUGGUACACAGCGUCUCACCCAAGCCGUUGGCAAAGCCAAGGCCAUGCACCUUAAUUUGACCGGCGAUUUCAUUUCGGCUGCCGAGGCCGAGAAGGCUGGAUUGGUAGCAAAGAUAUACCCUGCUGAUCAACUUGUCGCGGAGGCCAUCAAGAAUGCUGAAAAGAUUGCCUCGUACUCUCUUCCGAGUGUAUUGAUGGCCAAGGAACUUGUGAACAAGUCAUUCGAGCUCCCAUUGUCGGAAGGUUUGCAUCUCGAACGGAGAUUGUUCCACAGCUUGUUUGCAACGGAGGACCAAAAGGAGGGUAUGAACGCUUUUGCCGAAAAGCGUGCCCCCAAUUUCAAGCACAAAUAAAUACCAACCAGUCUAUGGGCAUACUUUGCUCUUUUCACUAUAAUAAACAAGAGUAUUUUCAUCUCACUUUAAACUUGA